Dipodomys ordii (Ord's kangaroo rat) is the source of this 4346-nucleotide messenger RNA. RefSeq names its product retinoblastoma-like 2 (gene Rbl2). The record is from RefSeq and is a predicted model, not a curated record. Bases 98 to 3124 code for a protein of 1008 amino acids. Gene Ontology annotation, molecular function: RNA polymerase II transcription regulatory region sequence-specific DNA binding. The transcript has 22 exons. Gene Ontology annotation, biological process: cell differentiation; negative regulation of G1/S transition of mitotic cell cycle; regulation of transcription by RNA polymerase II. Lineage: Eukaryota; Metazoa; Chordata; Mammalia; Rodentia; Heteromyidae. Gene Ontology annotation, cellular component: transcription regulator complex; chromatin; nucleus.
UCCUAACCUGGAAGACUUGAGCAGCUGGGGACUGGCACAGUUGGGGCUUUUGGGAUGUCUAUAUAUAACUGACCACUCCAAAGGAUCUGUCUCCAAAAUGGGAAAUGAUCUUCAUUGGUUAGCAUGUGCCUUAUAUGUGGCUUGCAGAAAAUCUGUUCCCACUGUAAGCAAAGGGACAGUUGAAGGAAACUAUGUGUCUUUAACUAGAAUCCUGCGCUGUUCAGAACAGAGCUUAAUUGAAUUUUUUAACAAGAUGAAGAAGUGGGAAGAUAUGGCAAAUCUACCCCCACAUUUCAGAGAACGGACUGAGAGAUUGGAAAGAAACUUUACUGUUUCAGCUGUAAUUUUUAAGAAAUAUGAACCAAUUUUUCAAGACAUUUUCAAAUAUCCCCAAGAGGAGCAGCCUCGUCAUCAAAGAGGAAGAAAACAAAGGCGACAGCCCUGUACCGUGUCUGAAAUUUUCCAUUUUUGUUGGGUGCUUUUUAUAUAUGCAAAAGGUAAUUUUCCUAUGAUUAGUGAUGAUUUGGUCAAUUCCUACCAUCUUCUGCUGUGUGCUUUAGAUUUAGUUUAUGGAAAUGCUAUACAGUGUUCCAAUCGUAAAGAACUGGUGAAUCCUAAUUUUAAAGAUGUACUUCUCAAGGGUAAAGAAGAAAAUCUUACUGGUUUUCUGGAACCUGGGAACUUUGGAGAGAGUUUUAAAGCCAUCAGUAAGGCCUAUGAGGAGUAUGUUCUAUCUGCUGGGAAUUUAGAUGAACGGAUAUUUCUUGGAGAGGAUGCUGAGGAGGAAAUUGGGACUCUGUCCCGGUGUCUGAACAUGGGGUCAGGAGCAGAGAGUGCUGAGAGAGCACAGGUGAAAAACAUCUUGCAGCAGCACUUCGACAAGUCAAAAGCACUUAAAAUCUCCACACCGCUUAGUGGUAUGAAGUACAAUAAGGAGAACAGCCCUUGUAUGACCCCCAUUACCACAGCUGCACACAGCUUGAGCCGUCUUCAUACCAUGCUGACAGGCCUCAGGAAUGCACCAAGUGAGAAGCUAGAACAGAUUCUCAGGACAUGUUCCAGGGAUCCAACCCAGGCUAUUGCUAACAGAUUGAAAGAAAUGUAUGAAAUAUAUUCUCAGCAUUACAAGCUAGAUGAGGAUUUUAGUAACUGUGCUAAAGAAAUUGCCAGCAAACAUUUUCGUUUCGCAGAAAUGCUUUACUAUAAAGUAUUGGAAUCUGUUAUUGAGCAGGAACAGAAAAGAUUGGGAGACAUGGAUUUAUCUGGUAUUCUGGAACAGGAUGCAUUCCAUAGAUCACUCUUGGCCUGCUGCCUUGAAGUCAUCACUUUUUCUUACAAGCCUCCUGGGAAUUUUCCACUCAUUGCUGAAAUAUUUGAUGUUCCGCUUUAUCAUUUUUAUAAGGUAAUAGAAGUAUUCAUUAGGGCAGAAGAUGGCCUUUGUAGAGAAGUGGUAAAACACCUGAAUCAGAUUGAAGAACAGAUAUUAGAUCAUUUAGCAUGGAAACCAGAGUCUCCACUCUGGCAAAGAAUUAAAGACAAUGAAAACAGAGUUCCUACAUGUGAAGAGGUCAUGCCACCUCAGAACCUGGAAAGAACAGAUGAAAUUUGUACUGUUGCUUCCCCUUUAACUCCCAGAAGGGUGAGUGAAAUUCGUGCUGAUACUGGAGGACUUGGAAGAAGCAUGACAUCUCCAACCACAUUGUAUGAUAGAUACAGCUCACCAACAGUCAGUAGUACCAGAAGGAGGCUAUUUGAGAGUGAUAGCCCUUCUGAUGGAGGGACAGCUGGGCGUGUCUCCCAACAGCCCCUAGUCAAUGCUGUCCCUGUGCAGAAUGUAUCUGGAGAAACUGUUUCUGUUACACCGGUUCCUGGACAGACCCUGGUCACCAUGGCAACAGCCACUGUUACAGCCAACAAUGGACAAACAGUGACCAUUCCAGUACAAGGUAUUGCCAAUGAAAAUGGAGGGAUAACAUUCUUCCCAGUUCAAGUCAAUGUUGGGGGGCAGGCACAGGCUGUUACUGGCUCUAUCCAGCCCCUCAGUGCUCAAGCCCUGACUGGAAGUCUGAGUACUCAACAGGUGACAGGAACAACUUUGCAAGUCCCUGGUCAAGUAUCCAUUCAGCAGCUUUCCCCAGGUGGACAACAGCUUAAACAAGGCCAGCCUUUACCCAACGGCAGUGUUAGACCCAGGAAGACCAGCUCUUUAUCACUCUUCUUUAGAAAGGUUUACCACUUAGCUGGUGUCCGCCUUCGGGAUCUUUGUGCUAAACUAGAUAUUUCAGAUGAACUGAGGAAAAAAAUCUGGACCUGCUUUGAAUUCUCCAUAAUUCAGUGUCCUGAACUUAUGAUGGACAGACAUCUGGACCAGUUGUUAAUGUGUGCCAUUUAUGUGAUGGCAAAGGUCACAAAAGAAGACAAGUCUUUCCAGAAUAUCAUGCGUUGUUACAGGACUCAGCCACAGGCAUGUAGCCAGGUCUAUAGAAGUGUGUUGAUAAAAGGAAAACAAAAAAGAAGAAAUUCUGGCAGCAGUGAAAGCAGAAGCCAUCAAAAUUCUCCAACAGAACCAAACAAAGACCGAGCCAGUAGAGACUCCAGUCCAGUUAUGAGGUCAAGUAGCACCUUGCCAGUUCCACAACCCAGCAGUGCCCCUCCUACACCUACUAGGCUCACAGGUGCAAACAGUGACAUGGAAGAGGAGGAGAGAGGAGACCUCAUUCAGUUCUAUAACAACAUCUAUAUAAAACAAAUGAAAGCAUUUGCCAUGAAGUACUCACAGGCAAAUACAAUGGAUGCCCCUCCACUCUCUCCCUAUCCAUUUAUAAGAACAGGCUCCCCUCGCCGAAUACAGCUGUCUCAAAAUCAUCCUAUCUACAUUUCCCCACAUAAAAAUGAAACAAUGCUUUCUCCUCGAGAAAAGAUUUUUUACUACUUCAGCAACAGUCCAUCAAAGAGACUAAGAGAAAUCAACAGUAUGAUACGGACAGGAGAAACUCCAACAAAAAAGAGGGGGAUUAUCCUGGACGAUGGAAGUGAAUCACCAGCAAAAAGAAUCUGCCCAGAAAAUCAUUCUGCUCUAUUACGCCGUCUCCAAGACGUAGCUAAUGACCGAGGUUCCCACUGAGGUUAGUCUGUGCUGUUAAAAGCAUCUUUGCACUAACUGUUCAGCAGCGUUGUUUACUGCUGCUAGUCAGAUGCAUGCUAGGUGACAACUCUUUUCUUUAAUCUCACCAAAUUACAGCCUGUUAGAAACAGGAAGGGAAGGGAUACUUUGGUGAGAAACUGAUUUUAUUCCUUCCAAUAUCCUUAGGAUAUUUUUAUUUAUCCCAACUGCCUUUUCCUCUCCCAUUUAGUGCUUAGUAUCAACACUGCUCAGAGUCCAGUGACUUUUAACUUUUUGACAAACCUUUACAAAUAACUAGAGAAUGAAAUGAAUUCACAUGAGGUCUCUGCUGAUAUGUUACAGCAGAGGAACUGUAUUUCAAAUUCAUUCCUGACCUUUUAUGCUUAGCACUAGUCCUUAUGAUAAGGAGAACAAAAUUUAUUAGUCCCAACACACUCAGUAAGAGUGAGAUUUUUAUGUUCACAAAGUAGAAGACAACGGAGGUUCCAGGCCACUAGCUUGAGUCUCCUGCGCCCUCUAUGCACUUUCCCCCUUCCCCAGUCAGUAAAAGUUGUGCAAUGUCUCAGUGAACCUGUGUAUGUGGUGGCACUUUAGGGUGUAAAAUGUGUGAUUUUGUAACCCAGAUUUUGCUACAUAUUUGUGAUGGCACUUUCUACAAUGUGAACUAGUAAGUACAAAACUUAAGAGGCAAAACAGCCAACAUUUUCUUUUGUACUUUCAUAAAUUGUUAAUGCCCCAGAGCCACCUUUUGGGCAUUGCUUUAAAUUCUCCAGUGUUUGUUUUUUUGUUUGUUAUUGUUAUAUAGGGGUUAUCAGCUGACUAAGAAAAGAUUUUUAAAUUGAGCUAGGGGACUACUUUAGCAUGUAUAAUAUCUUCCGGUCUGUUCCUGAUAGGUUGGAGAAUUUAGAUUUUUAUUAGUUCAUAGUGCCAUUUAUAUUCAGUUAGAAAAGUAUUUAACAGCUACUGAAUUAUCUAUACAUACCUUUGUUAAUCACUAUUGAUCCAGCAGUAAUCUUAUUAGGGAGAAAAUUCAAUUGUAAAUUGAAUCAGUAUAAACAAAGUUACUAGGUAACUUCAUAUUGUUUUAAAGGAAAUAUGAAACUUACACUAUUCAAGUAGAAUAGUGUUCAGCAAAACUAUUUAUAAAGCCUCUGAAGAAGUUAACUGCUACUGUAAUUUUAUAUGAAAAUAAGUAUUUUUCAAUAAAGCAUUUAUAAAUUAA